GCAGCGGUGGAGGCGGCACAGUGCCCAGCCACUGACCGCCCCCUCCUUUUCCCCUUCCCCUCCCUUCCCUUCCCCCUCUCUCUGCCUCUCUCCGGCUCUGGGGUCUGCCACACCGGACCCGCUCUCCCCGCGCUGCGCUGGGUCGGACGCCAGGUCUGCGCGCCGCGGCUGAGCGCCCACUCUCCUUGCGGAAAGAGCCGCGAAGGGACCGGCGGAGGCGGCGGCGGGAGAGCUAGGAGGCAGCCAGAGGAGGUGGCAGUCGGGAGCCAAAUCAGAAGACCGGGAGGCAGAAGCUCACGAAUCCCAGGCGCGCACUCUCUUGGCCCAGGAUGGGUCCCGGCGCGGCCCAACCCCUGACCGGCCCGCCGGACAGAGACUGAAUUGCAGGUCCCCGUCGUCCUGUGGACGGCCGUAUAGAGGGAGGCACAGACCGAUCACCAAUAGCCUCCCGGCGGGACCUCGCGUUCUGCGCACCCCGUGCAGCGCCCCCAGCCGGAACCGCGCCGGGCAAGCCGGCGAGGGAGCGGGGCUGAUUGGCGGCCGCCGGCGGCCGGGGGAGGGGGCGCCGCGCGGGGCCAUGGCAGGCUCGGAGGCGUCCUAGCCCUAGCCCGAGCCGGAUCCGAGCCCGUGCUGCCGCCACAGCCACCUCUCCGCGCCCGGGCCCCCGCCGCCGCCGCGCCCCCUGCGGGAGAUGGAACAGAGGAACCGGCUCGGCGCCCUCGGAUACCUGCCGCCGUUGUUGCUGCACGCCCUGCUGCUCUUCGUGGCCGACGCUACAUUUACCGAAGUCCCCAAAGAUGUGACAGUACGGGAGGGAGACGACAUCGAAAUGCCCUGCGCAUUCCGGGCUAGCGGAGCCACCUCGUAUUCUCUGGAAAUUCAGUGGUGGUACCUCAAGGAGCCGCCCCGGGAGCUGCUGCACGAGCUGGCGCUCAGCGUGCCCAGCGCCCGGAGCAAGGUAACAAAUAAGGAUGCAACUAAAAUCAGCUUCAUGGAAAGAAGAUUCCCGCACAAGCAUCAGGAUGCCCCGGGCGGGGUGUUUGUGGAUGCAGAGCUGUGCCGCACCGGCCCUAACUUCGCCACAGACCCGCUCCUGUCCCUGCUCCUGUUAGCGCUGCAUAAGUUCCUCCGCCUGCUGGUGGGGCCCUGA
Messenger RNA from Vicugna pacos (alpaca), 1150 nucleotides. NCBI's taxonomy places the organism in Eukaryota, Metazoa, Chordata, Mammalia, Artiodactyla, Camelidae. The record is from RefSeq and is a predicted model, not a curated record.